GACCUCCACGCCCUGUCCCUGCAGUUCCUCCAGUUACUCAUUAAUCACUCGCAAUAAACACAACUAACAGAUCAUUACAAUAAACCAUAAAGCGUUACAUAAAACACUCAAAAAAUGAUUUCUUAAUAUGUUCCCUUCAACGCGUUUAAGUUCAUGGAGCUUAAAAUGAUUGACCUGGAUUCAGCGGCUGAGUCCAGUCUCAUUGUAAAUAAUUACCUAACCUGGUGUGAAGUUUAAAGACAAAGGUGAAAUUAGUUUGGCUGACCACACACACACACACACACACACAGACAGACAGAUCUUACACCAAAGGUAGGUUAAACAUGAAGGCUGCUUUAAUAUAACUGGCUGUGUGUGACUUCUUCACGUCAGGUCAUGGAUUUUCUGCAAACAUUCACAGCAAUAUUCUCCUGUGUAAUUCCCCUUACUGUGAAAAGCCUGAGUGGCUUUGGCACAUUAACACAGUGUUGUUGUGCAGCUGUGCGGAGCCGAAGGCGAGGACGGUCCAUAGUACAGCCUGUAAGAGCAAUGCACACAUCCGGCGUAUAUCUAUAAGUCCACCGUUUGACCAUAACACUCAGGUUCUAAGCUUCACAUCGCCACCUAGCGGCUAACGAGUAUAAUGCAACUGUAGGAUUGUGUAGGACUUGAGGCCAAACAGACUCACAGGAGUCAGCACCUACAGUAGGAAGACACAACAAUAGUUUUCCUAGUGUACGGUUUGAUUUCAGUGUCACUCACGCGCACAAAGUCUCUUUGUAGGAAAUGUCCUCUGUAACAAGGGUCUCAUUCAUGCGUUCUAAUUCCCUUCCCUCCUCACCCUCUCUCCCUCUCUUCCUCUGAGAAGCCAGGUCCAAAGCGAGAGGGUUCCCCAGAGGAAACUGGAGAAGUCCGAGUGUGACGCGAGCCGGCCGGGUGCAGGUCCUGACAGCCUCCCAUUCAUCGGCCCAGCGGUCCAGAGCACGGUUGGGAUCCUCCUCUGCGUCACGGUGACGCAGUGAUGAGUGUUGUGUCUGGUGGAAUAAGAGCACGAUGUCAUUGGAGCGCUGCCACUGUGCUGCCCUGGUUCUGGUGUGGGUUGCGCUGGUGAAACCUGAGCCCCGCUGUGAUCGCGCAGAGUUCUUAGGCGCUAACGGCACGUGCGCCGCGUGUCCCGUGUGCGGCCCCGGGGAGCAGCUCUCAGAGGACUGCGGCUUCGGCGACGGCGGCGGCGGCGCGUGCGUGGCGUGCGCCGAGGGCCGCUUCAGCGCGGACACAGGCGUGGCGCCCUGCAGGAGGUGCACGCGCUGCCGGCUGCUGAACCGCCUGCAGAGGAGCGCGUGCGUGCCCAGCGGCGACGCCCAGUGCGGACCGUGCCUUCCGGGGUACUAUGAGCUCAGGAGCAUAACCGGGGAGGUGGAGCUGCCCUGCGUGCCCUGUUACAGCCGCGACACGGUGCACAAAGCGUGUUUGACGGCUCCAGGCUCUCACACAGGGAGGAGUGAGGCCGAGCAGGGAGUUUCCAAAGAGCCCGGAGACAACAAGGUAAAAGAAGAACCGCUCUCGAUGGUUCUGAUCGGCCCAGCGACCGCCUCCUCGCUCUUCUUCGUCGCGCUGCUGCUUUGGCUUUUCCUCUGGACCUCGGAGACGUUCAAGCAGGCUCCUGAUUAUGGCCCCGGGUCCGAGGGGCCGCUCCCGCCAGCAGGUGAUCUGAUCACACGUCCGUCCGACCACGCGGAGGCGGCAGAGGUCGCUUCAAUGACGCCUCCCUCUGCAGCAGAGCCUCCAAGGGGCGCGCACUCACCGAGCCACGAUAAUGAGGUGCUCCCUACUUCUAUUGUGAUUAAUGUCACCACCAACAUCAAGCCCUCCGCUCAGAGUGAGGAGAAGGAGGAGGAGGAGGAGCAACAAUGCUGCCGCAAGACCACAGAGGAGAUGGAGCAACAGCUGCAGACAAUAUGGGAGGUGGCGCAAGGUCAAAGCGUUGAGGCGCUCGGCUACGACUCAGUGCAGGAUCUGUCCCUGCUGCUCGACUCCGCCGACAACAGGCCCGUGCUGAGGAGACUGGGGCAGUCGCUGGGGGUCCCUCCUCGGGUCAUCGCUCACCUCCGAGGCUUCCAGGAUCUCUUCCAGUACCUGCGCACCUCCACGUACACGCUGCUGCCACACGUGGCCCAGGCUGCUGCUCUCCUGCCCAGCCCCGAAGUCGUAGCUAAGAUACACCACGCUGUGGUGAACAGAGACCGCACGUCCUAAUGGUGUGGGCAAAACUCUGAUGGAUUCUAGCCCAGUUUUCUUGAUAUAUAUUGGUGAAACAGAGACAUUCUGUAUGAUAAAAUUGAAUUAUUUUGAAGUAAACGUGAGCUGUGAGUAACAACUAAAUUACUUUUAAAGCAUUGUGUGAAUAAAUCAAUCAUUUUCA
Messenger RNA from Betta splendens (Siamese fighting fish), 2401 nucleotides. Its product is annotated as tumor necrosis factor receptor superfamily member EDAR-like. The coding region runs from base 1033 to 2235 and encodes 400 amino acids. The record is from RefSeq and is a predicted model, not a curated record. The transcript is spliced from 11 exons. Gene Ontology annotation, biological process: positive regulation of canonical NF-kappaB signal transduction; positive regulation of JNK cascade. NCBI's taxonomy places the organism in Eukaryota, Metazoa, Chordata, Actinopteri, Anabantiformes, Osphronemidae. Gene Ontology annotation, molecular function: signaling receptor activity; protein binding.